This is a messenger RNA of Myxocyprinus asiaticus (Chinese sucker), 5403 nucleotides long. RefSeq names its product chondroitin sulfate N-acetylgalactosaminyltransferase 1-like. The record is from RefSeq and is a predicted model, not a curated record. Gene Ontology annotation, cellular component: Golgi cisterna membrane. The transcript is spliced from 9 exons. NCBI's taxonomy places the organism in Eukaryota, Metazoa, Chordata, Actinopteri, Cypriniformes, Catostomidae. Bases 1497 to 3239 code for a protein of 580 amino acids. Gene Ontology annotation, molecular function: glucuronosyl-N-acetylgalactosaminyl-proteoglycan 4-beta-N-acetylgalactosaminyltransferase activity.
CAGUUCAGACCAAACACGUUCUUGCUAAAAAGAAUAGCAGCGCAACAAAUAGAAGUGAACGCAGGUGUCUCGAGGCGCGUUAACCGCGUCUAAAUAACGCGGCGCACGUGCGCAAGACGCUGGAGAGAAACGCGGCACAAUGGUCAAAUACGGACGCAAAGGUUCCACGCUUUUGGGCAUCCGUUCAAUUGCAGCUGACUGGUUUUUCCCCCAAUCAUAGCGUAUAGAAGCUUAUGUACAAUUUGGUUUGCGGUAUAAGCCGGAAAACUAAAAGAGCUUAGAAGUUAUUCGUCUACAAAUUGAGCCACAGAGAAAAAAUAUUAAAGCAGAACUUCAUGAAAGCAAACGCGACGGAAUAAGUGCAUGUAAUUUCUCGGCAGCUGCGGAUAAAUUCAGGUUCAUGGGCAAAGAAAAGCGUGCGGGGCGUCAGGAGCGUGUCCGCUUUGGCUGCAGGUAACAACGCAUCCUUUAUGUGCGGACUGGAGGCGGAGGCAGAUUUGGGGUGGGGUGGACCAGAGGAUCCGGUUUCGCCGGGAGAGAAACACACAGUGGUUCACCGCUCCUCCGCACACACUUCACCGCAUGCUGUACCAUCACACAACGCGCUGUUUUGGAGACUGGACACUGAGACAUGCUGAGACACUGAGACACUUCUUCUCUAUUGUGAUGAGCAUUGAGCACCAGGACAUCCAGGCACAAGAACAGUUUUUACCCUCAGGCCAUUUACCUCAUGAACAAUUAAACUGUCUCAGGAAUCCCCCAUUGUGCAAUAAUAUGGAUCCAUAAAGAUCAGAAGCCAUGGAUGAUGAAACAUACAGAGGACUUGAAAUAGAUUAAGGAAGUCAUUCAGCCCAUCUAAAUACUCAGUGGGAAACUACUUGCUAAUCACUUACUGAUAACAUCAAUGAAGGUCUUGUGCCGACAAUGUUUUUCUACAUCACUGGAUAGUCAUAUGAAGUUUAAAUUAAUGAAUGGCCAAUGAACAGCCUCCAAAGUCAUUUUACCAGAAGCUUAUGGACCAUAGCUAGGGACUUCUAAUGGCUAAACCUUAUUCCGUGAGUGGUUUUCUCUUUUGGGUCACCGGGAGCACUGUAGAAUGGAGGAUCCAUUCCAAACAUUCUCUCAAGGGUCUGUCAUUCUACCUCCAAAAAGAAUGAGCAAUUUUUGCCAGAUGGAGAUUUGUGCACGUUGUUACUGAACUGCUCCAAUUGUUCGUUUGACUGGACAGAGAGUUAAUAGGACCCUGAAGAGGAGGAAUUAACUUGAUGAGGAUGAGGAGCCAGGCUGCAGUUUAAAGAGAGGGUGAAUUGGGAAUGGACAGUGAAAUUUCAAACAAAUAUUGCUUUUUGCGCUGCAGCUGGGAAAUAUGAUAAGAUAGUCAACAGACAAAACAGAAACAGUUCUUCCUCUUUUAUAUUAAAGACAUAUAGUACACUGGUGGAUUUAACAAAGCUGCUCAGGUGUAGCCAUCUUUUGGCUGACCUUUAGGUCUUUUAAUGAGACACAGAGAUGCCCCAACUAUAUUGAACUGUGUCAUCCUUCCUACCUUGUUGUUGAGGUUGUCAGUUAUGAUGCUUCGGAGAGGUCUACUGGCCUGGCUCUCUCGUGUGGGUGUUCUGUUAGUGGUGAUAUGCUGUUGCCUUUCCCUUCUUUAUGUCAUCACUUGCAGUCCCUACACUGAUGUACCCACUGCUGGGCAACACUUGCCUAGGGCUGGAGGGAUUGGGAUUGCAGGUGGUCCAAGCCACCCAGGUGGGGUUGGAGGUUCCCCCAUUGGCCCAGCCAGUCGGGAAGGGUUCCAGGCCUUGCUACAAGAGCGAGAAGACCAGCACCGGCAGCAUAUUGCCAGCUUGAAGAAACAAAUUGCUCAACUUAAAGAGGCUCUCCAAGAACGCAGCGAACAACUAAAAGGGAUGCAAAACUCUUUAGAGAAGAUGGUUGAGAAAGGCACAGGGGGCGACGUGGCUGAUGACCACAAUCAUACUAACCUGCAAGAGUUCCUGCGCAGCCAGCUGAGCCGGGCUGAGGUACACACUGGCAUACGACUGCCAAGCGAGUACGCCGUGGUGCCCUUUGAGAGCUUUACGCUACAGCGUGUCUACCAGCUGGAAAUGGGGUUGACCCGUCACCCUGAGGAAAAGCCAGUGCGAAAGGAUCGUAAGGAUGAGCUGGGCGAGGUGGUGGAGAGUGCACUGCAUUCCCUUAAUGCCCAAAAUCAAGGAGGGGACAAAACAAAAGCCAGCAAAGUCUACACACCAUCUGACUUUAUAGAAGGCAUCGCACGCACAGAAAAGGACAAAGGCACACUGUACGAGCUGACCUUCCAUGGUGAGCAAAAGCAGGAGUUCCGCAGGCUGGUUCUCUUUCGGCCCUUCGGCCCCCUCAUAAAAGUGAAGAGUGAGCUUGUGGAGACGGCCAACAUGCCAAUUAACAUUGUGGUGCCUCUUUCCCAGAGAGCUGACAAAUUCAGACAGUUCAUGCACAACUUCAGAGAGGUGUGUGUGAAGCAAGACGGGCGGGUGCACCUUACCGUGGUUUACUUUGGAAAGGACCAGAUGAAUGAGGUCAAAGGAACCUUGGAGAACACAUCAAGGGAGUUGAACUUCCAUAACUUCACACUGAUUCAACUUAAUGAAGAGUUUUCUCGGGGUCGAGGGCUGGACGUGGGUGCUCGUGCCUGGAAGAGAGGGAACGUCCUGCUCUUCUUCUGUGAUGUUGAUAUCUUCUUCACAGCUGAUUUCCUGAAUACAUGCCGCCUGAACGCCCAGCCCGGAAAGAAAGUAUUUUACCCAGUUCUCUUCAGCCAGUAUAACCCAGCUGUAAUCUACGGCAGCUAUGAUCACAUCCCCCCUGUGGAACAGCAGCUGAUCAUUAAGAAAGACACUGGCUUUUGGAGGGACUUUGGCUUUGGAAUGACCUGCCAAUACAGAUCAGAUUUUAUCAACAUAGGUGGUUUCGAUGUGGACAUUAAAGGCUGGGGUGGCGAGGAUGUCCACCUGUACAGGAAAUACCUCCACAGUAAUCUGCUAGUAGUGCGCGCCCCAUCGCGCAGCCUCUUCCAUCUGUGGCACGAGAAACACUGUGCUGAUGAACUGCCCCCGGACCAGUACAAAAUGUGUAUGCAGUCCAAAGCCAUGAAUGAGGCCUCGCACGGGCAGCUGGGCAUGCUGCUCUUCCGUCACGAGAUCGAAGCACAUCUCCGAAAACAGAAACAAAGAAGCGGAGCUAAAAAAGCUUGAAACGUGUUACUGUGCCUUUAAUAUUGCAUUUAAAAGAUGCUCUUAAAGGGAUAGUUGACCCAAAAAUAAAACUUCUGUCAUCAUUAACCAAUACGACUUUCUUACAUUUUCACAAAAGAAAAUGUUAGGGAGAAUGAUAACCCUGUCAGUCCUUAACAUUCGGCCUAACGUCUCCUUUUGUAAUUUUGUAAGUCAUACGAGUUUGGUUCAACAUGUAAGUGAGUGAAGUAUGACAACAUUUUCAUUUUUGAGUGAACUAUCCCUUAGAUCAUAGAUGAGAAAAGGAGUGUAGAAACUGAAAAGUGUGGCCUUCAGUGAAGAGCCGGCCCCAGGAAUACAGCAAGAGGCAGACAAGAUAGUCAAGUGCAGCAGAUGACCUUCAAGUUUUCAUUCUCUUUUGAGUGUUAUAAAAUUAUCCUUUAUCUGCAGUAUUAUCCAGAUACAGCACAUGAUGUCUGCAAUACACUCGUGCACUUCAGAGAGAAGUAUCUAUUAUGCUUUAAAUGGCUGUCUUUUGGAAACCUUUCUAUGCUACUGGAGGUAAGACACUAACUAUAAAUGGUAGGGGAGCAUGAGGAGUGUUGGAACACAUUUAGUUUCAACAUCUGUAACUUUGUGGGGGGGGGGUUUGUGCUGUGUCUCAAACUUUUAUAUAAUGUUACCCAGCCCUAUUUAAUUUCAAGCAUUUUAAUACAAACACAGCAAACAAAUUGGAAACAAAUAUAGAUUAAAUACAUAAAGCAUAGGUGUGACGAGGAAGAGGAUGUAGCCGGGCAGUGAGGGUGCACGGCCACCGCUGAGUCACCAAAUUAGUGGGAGAGGGAUAAAGGAAGAGCCGGGACACCAGAGGGAGAGAGAGAGAGAGAUGCACAUGGCCGUUAUAUAUAAAAUAUAACGGACAGUGUGUGUUAGUGUGUGUCAGUCACUUUCACAUCAUUUUGUGCAAUCUUUGUGGGUUCAGAAAUUGUACUUUGGAAAUUAGUGUUGCAACACUCCCUCUACCUCAAGCCUUAAAGCUGGUAAUGGCAGUGUUUCUAGAGUGUUUGUACACUAUCAGGCAAAAGUGAGAUGUGUAUUCAUUAAUUGUACCAUUUAUGGUAUAGUUUUGGUUAUUUUAGAAGUUUAAAUAACUUUUGUCUCCAGUAGCGAUUCUAGCUUGUAUGGCGCCCUGGGUGAAACCCACUUCAACACGCCCCCGAAGUUGUUGACCGGGUGGGAUUGGGUUGCGGCGAAGUUGUUGACCGGGGAGGGGUGGUGGGCGAGUGAUGGUGAUUGUAAAUUAGAACGCCCCCAACGUUGUUGACCGACACUGUUUGUCUCUUAGAUUUAUACAACAGACGACUACUUAAAAUGGGCUUGACUUUACUCCAUGGUGGAAAACGCAAAGACACAGAAUAAUAGAUAGAAAAUGCCUUAUUGCUUAUUUACAUAUAGUAGUUGGUGCAGUUGUUAACUGUGAACUGAAUUUCUCAGUCAGUGAGGGAAAGACUAUAAAGAGCCUUAAUGUGUUAAACUGUGCUCACAGUCAAUAUGAUGAGUGGUUCAAAGAACUGCAAUUAUUAUUGCUAUUUUUUGUUUUGAACAUGACCCUUCUUUUGAUUUAUUGAUGAUGUGGCGCUAUGUACCGAUGCCGUGUAUUAAAAUGACCUGUGACAGUACGGUCUUACAGGGCAACUUCACACAAAACAUAUUUAUAACUGGUCAGACAAGCAUUGGAAAACAAAUUUGAUCUGGAUUUUUAAAGAGAUCAAUAACUAUAAUAUUUUAUAUUUUGUAUAAUAGCCAAAUGAAUUUUUGAAAUGUAAAGACUAUUAUGGGUACUGAAGAUGAACAGUAUUAGGAGGUUUAUUUUGACUGUGAAUACUUUUGGUGCACAAUUUACAAUCUUCAGAAGUUUCAAGAGGUUUACUGAAGUUCAGGCAGACUACAAGUUCAGGCCUGUCAGAUAAAUGCAAAGCACACGUGUAGAGUAGUUUCAAAAUAAUUCUUUAUUUGGGGACAGGAUGCUUUUUAUGAACCAUUUCACACCAAAAAGUCAAAUAUUGUAUGUCUAUUUGUGUUCUGAAACUAAUUUGUUUUGAGAAAAACUAGCUCUGAUUUAUUGUAAAUGAAAAUAAUUUUGAAUUUUAAGGACAGAGCAGAAUAAAGUGAAGCAAAAGUGUGA